This is a messenger RNA of Arachis stenosperma, 795 nucleotides long. Its product is annotated as protein FAR1-RELATED SEQUENCE 5-like. The transcript has 2 exons. The record is from RefSeq and is a predicted model, not a curated record. Bases 1 to 795 code for a protein of 264 amino acids. NCBI's taxonomy places the organism in Eukaryota, Viridiplantae, Streptophyta, Magnoliopsida, Fabales, Fabaceae.
AUGUCAAGAAAUGAGGAUGAUGUCAAGAAUGAUUUUGAUAAUUAUUUGGGUGAUGAUUUUGAUUAUCAACCGAAUGCAGAAGAUGAUGCUGAAGACGAAGAUGUGGAUUCGCUAGAUUCUACUAGCAAGAGUGAAGAAGUUUAUGGUGUAAAAAGAAUAGCAGAUUUAAUGGUGGAGGAUAUUUGGAACCUGGAGUUUAGGACAGAGGAUGAAGCUUGCCAAUUUUAUAAUGCUUAUUCUUGUUGGCAUGGAUUUAUAAUGAGGAAGGACGACGUGGUUAGGAAUAAUCAAGGUAGAAUCAUUAGCAGGCAACUUGUUUGCAACAAAGAGGGCUGGAGGAAUAUGAGAUGGAAGGUAUCGUGUUUUGUGGAAUCUCACAACCACGAUCUGACGCCACCACAAUUUGCGCAUCUGGUUCCGGCCAAUCGUCGUCUCACUGUCACUGAUAAAGUCCAAGUGGAAAAUCUUCAUAAUUUUGGUGUCAAGACCUGUCAUAUUAUGGGUUAUAUUGCGUUCCAGAAGGGUGGAUAUCGUCAUGCUGGCUUCACACGCAAAGAUUUGUACAACCACAUUGAUCGUUAUCGUCGGUCAAAAGUUAAAAACGGGGAUGCCAAUGCGGCAAUAAACUAUUUGAUUGGCAAGUCAAACAACAAUCCGCUGUUCUUUGGAAAGUAUACGUUCACUAGUGACGAAAGACUCGAGCAUAUUUUUUGGGCAGAUGGGCAGUCAAUUAUCGACUAUCACUAUUUUGGAGAUAUUGUUGCCUUUGAUUCAACCUACAAGAAGAAUAAAUAA